Messenger RNA from Menidia menidia (Atlantic silverside), 2200 nucleotides. The record is from the annotation of a GenBank genome assembly. Lineage: Eukaryota; Metazoa; Chordata; Actinopteri; Atheriniformes; Atherinopsidae.
GCACGCGCCGCGAGCAGCCCUUGUCCUCGCGCCGCCGGCCGUCUGACAGCUGGGUUGCGUUCAACGACCGCCUCGCCGUCCACCUUUACACCGUCACAGAGGGACCCACAGGCGGCUGCUCCGGCUCCGGUCCGCCACCUCUGGCUAAUUAGUAGCCCCCCGGUUUACGUCCGCGAACUGCGGCUUUAACUCUGGAGCAGGAAGGAUUUUUCGCCUUUUUUUUUUUUUGGUUGUUGUUGUAAGGAGCGCUCUCAGAAGUCUUCCUCGUAAACUGGUUUUCCCGGCACGUUUACGGUCCGGAGGCAAGAGAGAAGCUCAGGGAACCGACUUAAUCGUUUUGUUUCCCUCGAUAAAAAAGAUGGCGUCCACCGACUCGCGGCUCCAGCAGCAGCCCUCGCAGAAGGAUGCGGCUGACCAGAACUUCGACUACAUGUUUAAGCUGCUGAUCAUCGGGAACAGCAGCGUGGGGAAGACCUCCUUUCUGUUCCGCUACGCAGACGACUCCUUCACCUCCGCCUUCGUCAGCACCGUGGGCAUCGACUUUAAGGUCAAGACGGUAUUCCGCAACGACAAGCGGAUCAAGCUGCAGAUCUGGGAUACGGCGGGGCAGGAGCGCUAUCGGACCAUCACUACAGCCUAUUACCGGGGAGCCAUGGGUUUCCUCCUCAUGUAUGACAUCACCAACCAGGACUCCUUCAACGCAGUGCAGGACUGGGCGACACAGAUUAAGACCUACUCGUGGGACAACGCUCAGGUGAUCCUAGUCGCCAACAAGUGCGACCUGGAGGACGACCGGCUCAUACCCACCGAGGACGGCCACCGGCUGGCAGAGGACCUGGGUUUCGAAUUCUUCGAGGCCAGCGCCAGGGACAACAUCAACGUGAAGCAGGUGUUCGAGCGGCUGGUGGACGUGAUCUGCGACAAGAUGAACGAGAGCGUCGAGGGGGACGCCGCCCUCAUGUCCAACCACAGGAGCCCGGGCUUUAAAGACUCCCCCUCGGAAAGCCACGGGGGCUGCGCUUGUUAACCCACCCGUCUCGCAACAUAUAAAUGUACACACACACACACACACAGACACACAUGCAUAUACACACACUGAUGAAAAAGAAAAAAAAAAUCUUCCGCGUGCCUAAACCUUGGAAAGUGCCGUGCCUCUUCUUCUGUGUUUUGCUCAUCUCCAUCAGACCCCCUCCUUAAAAAAAAGGCCCACCCACCACCACUCCGUCGGUUGCUUCCUUCGGCUUUUAUUCUUGUUUGCAAGUUUAUUUCACGGAGUUAAAAAAUAGAAACAGAUAGCAACAAGCUAGCAGAACACAAAUGGCUGGGUCCGAUCCCAAAGUUGAAAAAGGUUUUGUAGUUUUUCACCCACACGUGUGUCUUUUAAAAGCGGUUUUAUGAGCGAAAAUGAGAUGUUAAAUAUGUUCAUGGCUACUGAUUCUUUCAGUGUUUUCUGAUCGAUUUUAACUGAUACCAAACUGACGUUUGCAACAUGAGCCAUGUUGUGUCCUGUUAAUGAGUGAAGUCCGGAAGCGUUAGCUAUUUUCUUACAGUCAGCAGUAUACAUUCACCAAAGAUUUAAAACAGAAAAAAAAUCACAUAUUACAGUUUUUCCAAGUUUUCUGCUUGUUUGCUGCAGACUUGCAGCAGUUUUUUUGUUUUUUUUCAGUACUAAGAUGGCAGUGAAUGUGGGUCAGAGCCGUUUAGCUGCUGAAUACGACGAAAUGGAGCAGCAUAGAUGUUCUGUGGUUGGGGCGAGGGACAUAAAUACUUUUUUUUCUUUUUCUUUUCUUUUUUUUGUUUGUACUUUGAUCUGUUUUGUGGGAGAAAAUAAAUCCCAUCCCUAUCACAGCCCCUCUCAUACUCUCCACACUGUGGGCACUUUGACCACUGACAGAUCCCAAUACGUCACAUGACCCCCCUUCAAAAUAAAUAUCUCCCCUUAAGCAGAUGACCUGAGGUAGAGGCACAUUUUGAACCCUGGCCUUCUCCAUGUGUAACGUGCUCAAAAUGAGAAAACUGAUCUCCCACACAUGUUCUAUUCUCCCUCUACACUGUUCUCUCAUUCACUCCUUUACUGGAACAUGACAAAACUGUGAGCACAAACACAGUUGCUCACAGUAUUUGUCAUAACUGAGCAUUUAAAAAAGCAAAUAAUCCUGCAUGGUGUGCACGCGUCUGUUUGCUCUCUGAAAGGGAAGAA